AUGGGUGAAUGCCCGGUUCACAACAAAUCCGCCAACGUCGCUGGCCAUGGCACCAGGAAUCGUGACUGGUGGCCAGAGAACCUGAAGCUCAACAUCCUGCGUCAGCACACCGAGGCUACCAACCCUCUGACCAAGGAGUUUGACUAUGCUCAAGCCUUCAAGAGCCUUGAUUACUAUGCCCUCAAGAAGGAUCUUCACAGUCUGAUGACUGACUCUCAAGACUGGUGGCCCGCCGACUUUGGCCACUAUGGUGGUCUUUUCAUCCGUAUGGCCUGGCACAGCGCCGGUACCUAUCGUGUCUUCGAUGGCCGUGGCGGUGGUGGCCAGGGCCAGCAGCGUUUUGCCCCUCUGAACAGUUGGCCCGACAACGUCAGUCUUGACAAGGCCCGUCGUUUACUCUGGCCCAUCAAGCAGAAGUAUGGUGACAAGAUCUCUUGGGCCGAUCUGCUGCUCCUGACCGGUAACGUCGCCCUCGAGUCCAUGGGUCUGAAGACCUUUGGUUUCGCUGGUGGUCGUGCUGAUGUUUGGGAGGCCGAUGAGUCUGUCUACUGGGGUGGCGAGCGUGAGUGGUUCACCAACGAUGUUCGCUACGCACCGGAGACUUCCGAACAGGAGAAGAAGCAGGGCGAUAUCCGCACUCGCGAUCUUGAGGACCCACUAGCUGCCGUUGUCAUGGGCCUCAUCUACGUCAACCCGGAGGGCCCCGAUGGAAACCCCGACCCCGUUGCGGCAGCCCGCGAUAUUCGCAUCACCUUCGGCCGCAUGGCCAUGAACGAUGAAGAAACCGUUGCUCUCAUCGCCGGUGGUCACACCUUCGGUAAGACUCACGGUGCCGGCCCCGCUGACAACGUCGGCAAGGAGCCGGAGGCUGCCGGUCUCGAGUGUCAGGGACUCGGCUGGACCAGCUCCCACAACUCCGGCAAGGGUGCCGACACCAUCACCUCGGGUCUUGAGGUGACCUGGACUAAGACUCCUACCAAGUGGAGCAACAACUUCCUCGAAUACCUGUUCAAGUUCGACUGGGAGCUCACCAAGUCUCCCGCUGGCGCCAACCAGUGGACCGCUAAGAAUGCCGACGACAUCAUCCCCGAUGCCUAUGAUGGCAGCAAGAAGCACAAGCCUAAGAUGCUGACCACUGAUCUGUCUCUCCGCUUUGACCCUGCCUACGAGAAGAUCUCCCGUCGCUUCCUGGCCAACCCUGACCAGCUCGCUGAUGCUUUCUCCCGCGCCUGGUUCAAGUUGCUCCACCGUGAUAUGGGCCCUCGUGUCCGCUGGCUCGGCCCUGAGGUUCCCCAGGAGACUCUCCUGUGGGAGGACCCCGUUCCCGCUGUCAACCACCCUCUGAUUGAUGUCGAGGAUGUUGCUGACCUCAAGCGCGAGAUCCUGGCCUCCGGCCUCGAGCACACCAAGUUCAUCUCCGCUGCCUGGGCCUCCGCCUCCACCUUCCGUGGCGGGGACAAGCGUGGUGGCGCUAACGGUGCCCGUAUCCGCCUGGCUCCCCAGAACAACUGGCAGGUUAACAACCCUGCUCAGCUUCGUGAGGUCCUUGCCGUUCUCGAGGACGUCCAGCGUCGCUACAACAGCUCGCAGACUGGCAACAAGCGUGUCUCUCUCGCUGACCUGAUCGUUCUGGCCGAGAAGGCCGCCGGUAUUCCCGUCCCCUUCACCCCUGGCCGCAUGGAUGCCACCCAGGAGGAGACCGAUGUCGACUCCUUCCGCUGGUUGGAGCCCGUCCACGACGGCUUCCGCAACUACGGCUACUCCAGCAUCCGUGUCCGCAGCGAGCAGAUGCUUGUCGACAAGGCCCACCAGUUGACCCUCACUGCUCCCGAGAUGACCGUCCUCGUUGGGGGUCUGCGUGUUCUGGGCGCCAACUGGGACCGCUCCAACUUGGGUGUCCUGACCCAGCGUCCUGGCCAGCUGACCAACGACUUCUUCGUCAACCUGCUCGACAUGAGCACCGAGUGGAAGUCCGCAAACGCCAACAACGACACCUUCGAGGGUGUCGACCGCAAGACUGGUGCCAAGAAGUGGUCUGCUUCCCGCAACGACCUGAUCUUCGGUCACCACGCCGAGCUCCGCGCUCUGUCAGAGCUGUACGGUAGCCACGACGGCCAGUCCAAGUUUGUUCGUGACUUCGUCGCUGCUUGGGAUAAGGUCAUGAACCUGGACCGCUUCGAUGUGGUCUACGGCUCGACCAUCUCUGGUCGUCCGGCCCGUCUGUAA
Messenger RNA from Penicillium cosmopolitanum, 2226 nucleotides. RefSeq names its product bifunctional catalase-peroxidase Cat2 (gene cat2). The record is from RefSeq and is a predicted model, not a curated record. NCBI's taxonomy places the organism in Eukaryota, Fungi, Ascomycota, Eurotiomycetes, Eurotiales, Aspergillaceae. Gene Ontology annotation, biological process: cellular response to hydrogen peroxide; hydrogen peroxide catabolic process. Gene Ontology annotation, cellular component: cytosol. The transcript has 2 exons. The coding region runs from base 1 to 2226 and encodes 741 amino acids. Gene Ontology annotation, molecular function: catalase activity; heme binding.